UGCAUCUCAGCCGCACGAUUGCGAAUUACACAUAUACAAUUCAUGUUUGCUAGCCCGUUCUAUUCUCUCAUUUCUCGAACACGCCUAUCUCAUAACUCUGUUUUCCAUCUCACUGGGGAAACCAUCUCGCUCGAUUCACAGUUUUUAUCUCAAUUUGGACUUCAUUUACUCAAAUUCUCACAUCCCUCCAUCAGAAAUCAUUCGAGUUCAUCCGCGGAAUCAUCUCUGUUCAGAAGUCAAACUUUUUCUUUUCUACAUGUUCGGAAUUUAUUAGUCCAGACGCCUUUGAGUUCAACUACAGAAGCCAAUCAUCCCUUCUGAGUUGUACAGGGAAAUUCGGGAAUCUCAGCUCGUAGGGAUGUCCGGAUACUCAAAAGAGGGCCUCCCUAUCAUUGCUGUUGGUCUGGGGCUAAGCACAUUUGACAAAGCAUCGGUUCACUACUAUGUUCAAUCACAUAUCCAAAUGAAUGAAUACCGAGACCGGGUCAUAUUGCCUUCUGCUACCAAAAAAUUUGGGCGCCAUAUAGGUACAUGUAUAAAGAUAUUGGACAUGACUGGUCUUAAGCUUUCUGCUCUAAAUCAUAUUAAGCUACUAACUGUUAUAUCUACCAUCGAUGAUCUUAAUUAUCCCGAGAAGACUGAGACAUAUUACAUUGUUAAUGCACCAUAUAUAUUUUCAGCUUGCUGGAAGGUUGUGCGUCCUCUUUUGCAAGAAAGAACUAGAAAGAAAGUUCAAGUCUUGUCUGGGUCAGGAAGAGAUGACCUGUUGAAAAUAAUGGAUUAUUCAUCAAUCCCUCAUUUCUGCAAAAGAGAGGGCUCCGGGUCUUCGAAGCAUUCUAGGAAUGGUACAGUUGAUAAUUGUUUUUCCCUGGAUCAUGACUUUCACAAGCAGCUAUACGAUUAUGUUAAACAGCAAGCAGAGCAUUUAGCGCCUGAUGCACUAAAGAAAGAAGGGUCCUUUCAUGUGGACAUCCCCGAACCAGACUCUCACGACACAAAGAUAGCUGAAACUUUGGAAUCAGAAUUUCAAAGACUGGGAGAAAAUGGCAUUUCCAAGUCAGCUCCAUGAACAAAACCUGGGUCUGCACUAUUGGCUAGUCGGGUAUCUGUUCAGAUGAGAGAAUGUUACUACGCUUAGGCAUAAAAUAUCUUAGUAGUUCUACCGACUGGCUGGCUGGCAUCUUCUCGAUGCCGGCUGAAGUCUGGGUGGACAAUCAAGUGAAUAAUAAAUCAUAUUGCCUGAAUAUGCGAGAGCCUAUGGUUGCUCAUCAACAGUUGCUACUGCUUUACUAGUUAAUUAAUGCUUGUUUAUGAAAUGCAUAAAGACAUUCAUAACAUUAAUCACGUUAGGACACCAAUGAAUAUAAAAG
Messenger RNA from Cuscuta epithymum, 1370 nucleotides. The record is from the annotation of a GenBank genome assembly. Lineage: Eukaryota; Viridiplantae; Streptophyta; Magnoliopsida; Solanales; Convolvulaceae.